Molecule: messenger RNA, 1374 nt
Organism: Aspergillus homomorphus CBS 101889
Lineage: Eukaryota; Fungi; Ascomycota; Eurotiomycetes; Eurotiales; Aspergillaceae
Product: serine protein kinase
Exons: 4
Coding region: 70-1374 (434 amino acids)
Biological process (GO): protein phosphorylation
Molecular function (GO): ATP binding; protein kinase activity
Source: RefSeq, a predicted model, not a curated record
GCCCCAUGGGUACCAGCCACAAAGAAAGCCUCCAAAGCCUAACGAGAUGCCAUCACUGUCGCCACGAGAAUGAUGUCUCAUGCGCGUUAUGCCCUCCAUCGAACAAUCACAAGGAAGCUUGUCUCUGUAAGGCGCAUCAAUGCAAUAUCUAAUGCAUUGAACCACAUCACAUCCUUCUCAACCCUGCCGCAAGUCAAUCAACCUACCCUAUCAAGCCCCGUCGACGCAGAGCCUCUGGACCGCUAUAAGAAAGGUGGUUACCACCCAAUGACACUGGGAAGCGUCCUAGCGAACGGGAGAUACAAGAUACUGCAUAAAGCAGGAUGGGGCGGUUACUCAACGGUCUGGGUGGCAAGAGACCAAAGGGAAGAGACCUACGUAGCUAUCAAGAUCUGCGUGUCUGAAGGGGAAAGCUGUAGGAGUCAGCGAGAGCUCGAUACUCUGAAGAAAUUAAGAGCAACACACCCCGGCUCUCGACAUGUCAUGCACAUGCUUGAUCACUUUGACGUCGAGGGACCGAACGGCACGCAUCGCUGCCUCGUGCUGGAGCUACUAGGCCCAAGUGUCCCUGACCUGAUAGAGGCCCGCUUUGCGGAUGGCAGACUUCCCGGUCCUCUCGCCAGGGCUACUGCCAAACAGGCUCUGCUUGGGCUAGACCUUCUGCAUGACCAGGGAAUUGCACACGGAGACCUCCACACCGGAAACCUAGCCUUCGCCAUAUCCCCAAUGAACCCAACCCCCAUGCCCGAGUCAGAAAUCAAGAAUCUACUAGGUAAGCCAGAAACCGGCCAUGUGCACAGAAACGACAGUAAGAGUCUAGGGCCAGGUAUACCCGAGUACAUCGUCAGGCCCGCAAGCACAUGGAAAUGGACAUGGCCCAUCUCCGACGCGACGAUCAAGAUCAUCGAUUUCGGCGAAUCAUUCUCGCAGCAGAAUGUCCCUCGGACUCUGCACACACCUCUGGCGCUCCGCGCACCGGAAGUCAUAUUCCAGGACCGCCUGGAUUAUCGUGUAGACCUCUGGACGCUCGGUUGUAUGCUGUUCGAACUAUUCGUCGGCCAACCGCCCUUUGAUAGCUUGUUUACGACGCCGUCGAUUCUCGUGGGGCAAAUGCACGAGAUAAUAGGUGAAGCGGUACCUGCAAGGUGGAUGGGUAAAUGGGAGGCGAUGCGCGAUGGCGCCAAUGUGGAGAGUCCGGGGCCUGGAUUACAGGAAUGGCUGCUGGAGGUGUACUUUGAUGGCGAGCGGAAAGAGGACUUGACGAAGGAUGAUACUUUAAAGUUGGGUCGGAUUAUUCAGAGGUUGUUACGGUUCGAGCCGUCUGCCAGGGCAUCAGUGAAGGAGCUUCUGGACGAUCCUUGGUUUAGAGACUGA